AUUUUUGUUGCCAUCAGCAAGUGCUUCCCAAGCGGCAUCAGGCUGGUCUGCCACCUCUUUGCGCUGUUUAAAUUUCUUGGGGACUCCUUGAAGUGUUCCAGUCAUGGCUUCCAAAGUCAUACCUUGGUAUAAGAAGAAGCAUGUGAGCCAAGUCAAAACUGAUUAUGCUUAUCAUCACACUAAACACGUUUCCAAGCAGCACACAGAAAGCAGAUCAAGCUCUAAAUCGGUGAGCCAGGCACAGGCCCAGGCCACGGAGGCUAUGGCAGAACAAGCCUAUACCGUGCCGGUGUUCCGGCAGAGGACUUCUGGGGAGACUGAGGAGUACCAGAGAGUAAGCAAAAAUGUUGGGAAAGGACUGGCUGUUAUUCAGGAGGAGCUUCAUAGGAUGAGGAUCGCUACUAAGGCCCAAGUGGAAAGUCUUGAAAUUCAGAAAGAGGUUAAGGGGAUGAUGAGAAAGAGAGUGUAUCUGUUGGAGGAAAUCCCCAAAUUGCCAGACUUCUUGGUGGCCUUACGGCCGCAUACUGUGUGGGAGAAGACUCCCGUCAAGCUGUUCUGCACCGUCGAAGGAAAUCCAAGGCCCAUCGUCAAAUGGUAUAAAGAUGGAGUGCCAGUAGAUCCACUGAGUGCCCCGGGAAAGUACAAGAUUGAGAAUAAAUAUGGAGUCCAUAGUUUGAUUGUUAGCAGGUGUGUUGUGAGUGAUACUGCUGAGUACAGUGCUGUGGCAACCAACCAGCAUGGCACAGCUACCAGCAAAGCUAAAAUUAUUGUGAAGAGACCAGCUGGAGCCGGAGAGUCCUGCCACCUUGGUUUAGGUGAGAGCAUAAAGGGAGUUAGUAAGACUGGGGAGUCACGCCCAGACACAAGCNNNCUUGACCGGUUCCCAGUGUCUUUUGGUGUGGAGGGCAACUCCAUCAGACUGGUGUGUACAAUGGUGGUGGUCCCCGAUCUCCCCAACAUACCACCCAUCGCCCAGUGGUACAGAGAUGAUAAACUGCUGAAACCAAGUAAACUGGUGGAGAUGUCAGUGGGUGGAGGUGCUGCCUCUCUCACGCUGCCUCACCUGGCCAAGGAUGAUGAGGGCCUCUACACGCUUCGGAUCUUCACAAAGGACGGCACUGCUGAGCAUAGCGCCUACCUGUUUGUCUCAGAUGCUGCUCCCUCUGCACCCGGAGCCCCCGGCGCACCAAUGAGUGUAAAGGCCUAUGACAUCAAUUCGGACUAUGUCCUAGUUGCCUGGAAACCCCCAAACACUGUCAACGAGAAACCCAUCACUGGAUACUUUGUGGAUCGGUGUGAAGCUGGCACUGACACUUGGGUGCAGUGCAACGACGCCCCAGUGAAGAUCUGCAAAUACCCAGUACAUGGCUUAAGGGUUGGCCACUCCUACUACUUCCGGGUCAGAGCCGUGAACAGCAGUGGCAUCAGCAGGUCCUCACGCAAGUCAGACAAAGUGACGGCCCUGGACGCUGCAGAGAGUGAGAGACUGCAAGUGAUUAAAAUUGAAGGGAAAUACGACAUAGUGAUAAAGGAUGAUGACCUGGAAGGCUACGUAACUAUUCCAGGUGAACCCACAGAUGUGCAUGCAUCCGAAAUUUUCAAAUCGUAUGUCGUGCUGAGCUGGAAGCCUCCUAGCCCCCGUGGACGAGCUCCACUGUGGUACGUCAUCGAGAAGUGCUUAGCAGGCACUGGAGACUGGCAGCGGAUCAACACAACAGUCAAACUGCACUCCCCUCGUUACCCAGUUUUUGAUUUGCAAGACGGGAAAAAGUACCAGUUCCGAGUGUAUUCGGUCAACAUGUAUGGCUCCAGCGAGGCCUCUGCGCCCUCUGAGCCCAUCCAAAAGGUUGAUGAAGAUGGUACUGAACUUCCAAUUGGCGUCCCCUCUGCUCCAGGCCUUGUUGUUGCUACUAGGAACACCAAGUCAUCUGUGUUUGUGCAGUGGGAGGCCCCCAAACACCUGAAACACCUCAUGGGAUAUUACAUCGACGGGCGUGUCGUUGGAGCCAAGGAGUGGUUCGCAUGCAACCAUAAACCCUUCAAACAUACCAGGUUUGUGGUGCACGGCCUGAUCCCGGGGGAGACCUAUGUGUUCCGCGUCCAAGCCGUCAACCUCUUCGGCCUCAGCGAGGAGUCACAGGAGUCCUCUCCCAUUGCCGUGGAGCCUGCGCUCGGCAAGGGGGCUGAGUAUGCAACUCCCAGCUCUCCCUUUGGGAUCACCAUGCUGAGUUCUGAUGGUUCCUCCAUAACUGUGGCCUGGAAGAGUCCCAAACACUGUGGUGGCUCCAAGGUUAACGCUUACUACAUUGACAAGCGGGACGCUGACACUUUAGUCUGGAAGGAGGUCAACCUAAAUGCUGUCACAGAAAGAAUGUGCACUGUGGAACAUCUGAAGGAGGGAACUUUUUACGAGUUCAGGGUCACAGCUGGUAACAUGGCUGGUGUUGGUCUACCAUCUGCUGCCAGCAUUCCAAUGAAAUGUGAAGCUUGGACCAUGGAAGAGCCAGGCCCAGCCUAUGACUUGAGCUUCAGUGAGGUCAGAAGCCACUCUCUGGUCAUCCUGUGGAGGGCUCCCAUUUAUACUGGAGCGGGUGCUGUCACUGGAUACUUUGUGGACAUGGCUAAGAAGGGCUCGUCAGAGUUCGUCACUGUGAAUCAGGAAGCUGUGAGCCACCGUUACCUGCAGGUGACCGGACUGGUGGAAGGUGAAAGCUAUGUGUUCAGAGUCCGUGCUGUCAAUGCACACGGUGUUGGAAAACCUUCCCAGUUGUCAGAGCCCGUCUGUGCUAAAGCUAUUCCAGGCACAAAGGAGAUUGUGGCUGGUGUGGAUGAGGAGACUGGAGAUGUCUUCCUGUCUCUUGAGGCCUGUGAGGUCUGCGAGACGUCCAAGUUUGUGUGGUCGAAGAACUACAAACCCAUCGGUGACUGUCCCAGAGUGGCUGUCACAGCUAAAGGCAGAACGUCCAGACUUACUUUCACUAACCCUGAUAAAGAUGAUUUGGGCAAAUACUCUGUCGUCGUCACUGACACAGAUGGAGUCUCUGCCAGCCAUACUCUCACUGAGGAUGCCCUGAACACUAUGUUGGAGCUCAGCUAUGCCAUCAGACAUCCGAUUGUUCCUCUGAAACAUGGUCUGAACUAUGAGGUUCUGGAGAAAGGACACGUGCGAUUCUGGUUGCAGGCAGUCAAACUUUCACCAUCUGUGUCGUACAGAUUCAUUGUCAACGACAAAGAAGUCACGAGUGGGGAGGGACAGAAGAUCAGUCACGAUGUGGCCACUGGAAUCAUCCAGAUGACAGUGGAUCUUUUCACCAGAGCCAAUGAGGGCACAUAUACUGUUCAGAUCCAUGAUGGCAAGGCCAAAACCCAGAGCUCCCUGGUCCUGGUCGGAGAUGUGUUCAAGGCUGCUCUGAAGGAGGCUGAGUUUCAGAGGAAAGAGCACAUUAGGAAGCAAGGCGCACAUUUCUCUGAGUAUCUAUAUUUUACUGUCACCGAGGAUUGCACUGUUAUGCUCGUCUGCAAGGUGGCUAAUGUGAAGAAGGAGUCAACUUUACACUGGUACACAGACGAUGAGGAGAUUGUUCCAGAUACUCCCCCCAAUGUCAUGUCUGGAUCCUGUGCUCUUCCCCUCCCAAUGUUCUCCAGAAAAGAUCAAGGUGUUUACAAGGCAGUAGUCGGUGACGACAGAGGAAAGGACACAUCUGUGUUUGACAUUUCAGGCAAAGUGUUUGAUGACAUCAUCAAUGCCAUCGCCCAGAUUGCUGGUGCAUCUGCUUCUGAGCUGGUGCUGCAGUGUACUCCAGAGGGCAUCAGACUGCAGUGCUACAUGAACUACUAUACAGAGGAGAUGAAAACCGUCUGGAAGCACAAGGAGAGUAAGAUUGCCUCCUCUGAGAAGAUGAGGAUUGGCGGUACAGCUGAGAUGGCCUGGAUGCAGAUCUGUGAUCCGUCCGAUAAGGAGAAGGGUCAUUACUCCAUGGAGAUCUCAGAUGGCGUCAAGACCCACACCCGGACUUUUGACCUCUCUGGACAAGCAUAUACAGAUGCCUAUGAGGAGUACCUAAGACUUAAAGCGGCUGCAUUCGCUGAGAAGAACCGUGGUAGAGUGGUUGGUGGUCUACCUGAUGUGGUCACCAUUAUGGAGGAGAAGUCCCUGAGCCUCACCUGCACCGUGUGGGGCGAGCCUACUCCUGAGGUCACCUGGUUCAAGAACGAGCAGGAAGUCGCUUCCACUGAGCACACCAGGGUCACGUUUGACGGUGGCAAGUUUGCCAGCCUCGUCAUUAACAAAGUCACCCCCGAAGACUCCGGAAAGUACAGCAUCAACGUACGGAACAAGUACGGUGGUGAGUUCGUGGAAAUCACUGUCAGCGUCUACAGGCACGGAGAGAAGAUCCCCGAGCCCAAACUGGGGCAGCCCAAAGCAGCCGCCACCACGCCUGCGCAGCCAAAGUCCCCAGCUCCCCCUUCCAAGACCCCAACCCCCACCCCUUCUAAAACCCAGACCCCAGCGCCAUCCAUGAAGAGCCCAACUCCAGCCUCCACCCCAAUCCCCAAGUCUCCAACCCCUACCCCGAAGUCUCCUACUCCACCACGGAGCGUUAAGUCUCCAACCCCACCCAGAUUCAUGAAGUCUCCAACUCCACCCAGGAAGUAGAAUGCGGUGGUGACGCCUGAGGGGGUUAAUGUUCGCUGUUAGCAACACUGAUUUAUAAGCAUGAGUGUGAAACAAUGAGCUCUUACUUUAAAGUUUAUUUAGAUUUAGAUAACGUCAAAGUCCCACUUGGAAAACUGCUGCUUACUCUGGACUACACCUCACAGUCAUGUUGGGCCAUCAUAUGUCUUUAAAGUGGUUCAUUUUAACACAAGAAAAACACCGAGAAACAUAAAAUGUCCGUGUAUAUUCAUUACAACGUUUUAAAAGCUGCACCUUCCACUAUGCAAUGUCAGUGAAAUGCCUGCAACAAAUUGUGGAUGUCAAAGGAUAUUUAUGCUCUAUUACAACUUGGGUAUCAGUGACACAAAAAAGCAAGUCAGUGAGCCUUCUUACAAAGAGAUGAGCAGAGUUUUAGAGGACAAAAUUAAAGAAAAUAGUAAAUAUUUUAGGUUUAAGCUCCAGUUUCAGUGCUUUAAUCUUAAUCUUCUCUGUUACUGAGUUUCCCUACAUUUAGCACUUAUGUCAAAGAGUGUGAUAUUACACAAAACAACGCAAAUAACAUCAAAAACUACAAAAAUAAGAUCCAAGUUGUAAUACACCAGUAUCAAAGUGGAUGAGCUGGGAGUCAGCAGGUACAGACGUGGGUGAAAAUGUGCAAAUACCAGGUUACUGUGUUUGUGCUCCAGCCAUUCUUCUCCCAGGGUUAGUUUGUCUGUGAACACAAACAUUCACCUUGUCUCUGUACCUGAGAGGCUCUUCUGUCUGUGACACAUCAUGUCUUCCUCCCCAGUGCUUUGUGAUGGCAAUAAACUUUACUUCUCAACCUA
This is a messenger RNA of Neolamprologus brichardi, 5484 nucleotides long. NCBI's taxonomy places the organism in Eukaryota, Metazoa, Chordata, Actinopteri, Cichliformes, Cichlidae. The record is from RefSeq and is a predicted model, not a curated record.